This is a messenger RNA of Dreissena polymorpha, 1863 nucleotides long. RefSeq lists its product as uncharacterized. Gene Ontology annotation, molecular function: signaling receptor activity. Gene Ontology annotation, cellular component: plasma membrane. Gene Ontology annotation, biological process: positive regulation of JNK cascade; positive regulation of canonical NF-kappaB signal transduction. Bases 171 to 1616 code for a protein of 481 amino acids. The transcript is spliced from 6 exons. The record is from RefSeq and is a predicted model, not a curated record. Lineage: Eukaryota; Metazoa; Mollusca; Bivalvia; Myida; Dreissenidae.
CAAUAUCUAGCUUUCUUUAUAAACCUACAACGAGAACAAGCCUUUGCGUGACGUCAAUAACACGGCCGAUUGAACAUUAUCUUUAUCAGAGUUCAUUUGUCACUCUAUCCGCUAUGCACGAUACACGUGUUUUCGCGCCGGAUUAAAACUUAACUAUCAAAUUAAUAAGUAUGGUAAUUAAAAUAUUUAAUGAAGUAACUCGAAAAGUGAACAUGAAUUGUACAACACAAUUGGGAUAUAUAUUAACGUUUAUAUCAAUUUUAAUUAUUUGUGAAAUUAAUAGUUAUGUGCUACCCCUUAAACUUAAAGAAUGUAGUGCAUGGAAUAAUGAAAAAUGGAAUGACAACAAAAAUAAAUGUGUACCUUGUCGGGCCUGUCCCGCAGGGAGGGCGAGGAACUUCUCAUCAGAGGUUGAAGUUGAAACUGGACCCAACGGCGACCUACAGUGUUUGCCGUGUGAAAAAUGCCCGAAUGGUCAUUACGUCAGAAUUCCGGAAGCAAAAGGAAUCCCCGUGAUGUGCGUUCUAUGUUCAGCCGACUGCGCCUCGAUGAACCGGUACAUGACGAAGGCAUGCUCGAGCCAGAGCAACUGGCAGUGUGGGGAUUGUCUGCCGGGAUUUGAAAAUACUAUAUCGGAUGAUUUCCCUUGCCAGAAAAUUCUUACGAACACAAAAGCUUCUGUGGUUACUACUUUUUCAACCAGCAGAAGGAUCCCUGAAUAUGAACAUGUUACUCAUAAAAAAGAUACCAAAGAAAGCACCAAGUCGUUGCCUUACAUUGCUGAUGAUGUAAACGAUAAUGCCGGUCAAAAUAAGAGCGGAACUCGUUCACAUUCGUUGUCGGGAAUAGUUGUAGCUGCAAUCGCGGUUCCAAUCGUGGCUGCAGUUCUGAUAGUGGCGGCGUUAGUCAUCGGCUGCCUCCAUACGCAAUCCUGUCACAAAACUAAUUCUUCCACAGAAAAACUAAGCGUUAGUAGAGUGGAGUCUUCUUCAACGGAGAAGUCUUCAACGACUUAUUCGUCACUGUCUGACUCCGACAUAGAAGUCGACUGCAGGGGUGAUAGCGACCUGACGCGACCACCCAAUCGGUGCCGGUUACCAAAGAACAUUGAGUCGACUGAGGAACAGCUUCAGUUGGUCAGAGGCGAAAUUUCGAAUGCUACCUCAUUACCUAUAGGGCAUCUACAUCGCGUGUCUGAAGAUUUGCAAUUUUUGGAACGGAUGACCACUGGGCGCCCACAAAUGGUGUGCCAUUGUCCGAGUUUGACUGCUGGUGAUUGUCGGGAAAGCUGUGCCCCUUUGAUGGACCAACCGAGCCGCAGCAUCGGAGAAAACAUCGAUCUUAUAAGACUUAUAGCUAACAGCGUUUGCCACAAUCCCUUAAAACUUUUUCGAUACAUUGGCGCUAAAGACUCGGAUGUGUACAAUUUAAACGAUGACCGUGACAGAAAUCUUGUCUCGCAAAAGGAGUUUAUAUAUAACGUGUUGAAGCGCUGGCUUCAAGUUAAUAACGAAGCGGAAAGCAUAGAACUUUUUCAAGGAUUAUGUCAUGGAGGGUUUCAUAGAAUAAAUAAAGCUAUACAUGAACAGUAUAGUGAUUUAUUUCCUCAGCAAUAGCAUUUUCUACAAUAUCAUUAGUAUUUAUAAUAAAUGUUGUUUUCUUGCCAUGUAAUGGUCUUACAGUCCGGUUAAAAUUGUAGAUUGUAUGUGCGAUGUUUAAUUCUUUGGUUGACACUAUAUUCAUUGAAUUUAUUUAUAUAAUAAUAUUCAUUGAAUGAAUUUAUUCAAUAAUUUUGUGAAGAGAUGUGUUCAUUGUUUCGCACUGUUUUUUGUUUACAAUUUUGAAUAAAUAUAUGACAUGUCA